AUGGCGCCAACAAGACCAAGCGGUCCCUCAAAGUCGUCGAAAGGCAAACCGUCUAAAUCAAAGCCAGCUUCUGGCGGCAAGUCCUCUGCAAAUCGGGUAUCAAAAUCAAAGUCUAGUGGAAAGUCGGGCGCAAAGCCCAAGCCGACAGAAGUUAAAGCAAAGGCUCGCUCGGCGCCGGAAAUGUUGAAAAAGAAGAAGAAACGAGUAUACACAGAGAAGGAAUUGAACUUACCUACACUGAACAAGAUCACGCCUGUCGGUGUGCAGAAACCACGAGGCAAAAAGAAGGGCAAAGUGUUUGUUGAUGACCAGGAGAGCAUGAUGACCAUUCUCGCCAUGGUUAACGCCGAAAAAGAAGGCCAAAUCGAAUCCAGGAUGAUAAAGGCUCGUCAUAUGGAGGAAAUACGUGAGGCAAGAAGGGCUGAAGCAGAAGCAAGGAAGGACCAAAAGAAUGCCAAACUUGAGGAAACUAAGGAUUCACUUCGGAAGUCGCACAGGUCAAAGGAAAAGAAAGACACCAAGUCCAACGAACAGAACGACUCCAAACCCAAAAAGGAAGGAAAACGAAAAAGAGUUGCGUUUGCUUAA
Microsporum canis CBS 113480 is the source of this 588-nucleotide messenger RNA. RefSeq names its product 66S preribosome component LOC1. The record is from RefSeq and is a predicted model, not a curated record. Gene Ontology annotation, biological process: intracellular mRNA localization; ribosomal large subunit biogenesis. Bases 1 to 588 code for a protein of 195 amino acids. Gene Ontology annotation, cellular component: nucleolus; preribosome, large subunit precursor. Gene Ontology annotation, molecular function: mRNA binding. NCBI's taxonomy places the organism in Eukaryota, Fungi, Ascomycota, Eurotiomycetes, Onygenales, Arthrodermataceae. The transcript is spliced from 3 exons.